Messenger RNA from Clonostachys rhizophaga, 1032 nucleotides. NCBI's taxonomy places the organism in Eukaryota, Fungi, Ascomycota, Sordariomycetes, Hypocreales, Bionectriaceae. The record is from the annotation of a GenBank genome assembly.
AUGACCAUGACAAUGGAUGCACAGCAGAGAUUCGGGCCCACCAUGAAUCUCGAGUACCCCCAUCACUCACAGGCGCCGACCUUUUCGAACCCGUGGUCAUCGUCGUCGUCGACUUCACAGCCUCCACCAAGCAGUGGUCUCUUUGGUGCUAGCCAGCAGCCUCCACCUUUGAAUCCUAACCUGAUGGCUGGCAAGCCUCCUCCUGGACGGGCGGGUUCGUCUUUGGGUUCAUACGCCACCAUGCCCGUCAGCACCUCAGCAGAUCUUCUCGGUAUGAACCGUCUGCCUACCACUGGCCCAUACGCAGAUGCAUCCUACACAACGUCUGCUGGUCCCGUGGCUGGCCAGUUCCCGACGUCCAGCGCUCCUUAUGAUGCAUUGGGCUACGCUCCAGCUCCAGUGCGCUCUACCCAGUUCAGCCUGGUCCCUGAUGCGGAUCGCAAGUACUCGAGCCUACAGCAGCAACACGCAGACGAGCGCAGAGGCUUCGCUGAUGCGCUUGACGCCAGCCACGGAAUGCUGGCUAUGAGCCAAGAGACCCCCCGCAACAUCUAUGGAAGCCGCAACGAUCGAUCGUCGGUUGACUCGUACGGAUUCCCAUCAACGCAUUCAACCAGCUCCUCGAUUUCCAGCGCCAGCAACUUUAGCUCCUACUAUGGCGACUCUGUCUCUGACUACUCGACCGCUGGUUCAGAUGUCGAACAGGUCAACUCGAGGACGCUCCCACGUCCCCACGGGUUUCCGCACUCACAGAUGCCUCCUGCACCUCAAUCCAUGAUGAGCCAGUUCAGCUCCAAGGUCUCGUCCAGCACUCAGAAGAAGCACAAGUGCAAGGUGUGCGAGAAGCGAUUCACCCGACCCAGCUCGCUGCAGACCCACAUGUAUAGCCACACUGGCGAAAAGCCCUUUGCUUGCGAGGUCGAGGGCUGCGGUCGACACUUUUCCGUGGUCUCCAAUCUGCGACGCCACCGCAAGGUCCACAGGGGCGACGCCCGCUCAGAGGCCGGCUCAGAGGACCACCAGUCCGAUUAA